UAGGCUAAUAAAAUACUUUUUUUUAGCAUUUAAAAUGCUAAACCCAAGUGAAAUGAAAAUGUUUUCUUUCACAAUUUAACAAAUCACUUUUGAUUAUUUAAAAAGAUUUUCAAAUAAUGAUUUUUUGCACAAUGGUGCCCCCUCUCGUGCAGCGGCCAUAUGGAUUGCAUAUACUGGAUACCCCAAACCCUGGGGGUGUAAUAACAAUCAACAAAACAAGAGACAAGCAAAAUAAUAGGCCUACCCAUACUUGAAAUAGGAGUCUCAGAAGCCUCAGUCUGUUGUCUAAACGUCUGGACAUGAACAUCUUUCAAGACUCCUGCUGCUCCAUUUUGGGUUUUCUCCUGGUUUUCUUUCUCCAGGGGUCAUGUACUAAUCCAGAUGUUGAGGUCCACAAAGCUGUCGGAGACUUGCUGGAUUUAAUUGCUGAUUACCCAAAAGAAGAUCUUGAAGUACAGUGGACAUAUAAUAAUGAGAUUCACAUUGCUGAGUAUGAUAACAAUAAGAUAAAAAAGCUGAAAUCUCAAUUUUACAAAAGGUUAGAGAUGAAUGAGGACAAUAUUAGUAUAAAAGUGAAAGACCUGAAACUUCAGGAUUCUGGAAUCUUCUCUAUUGUUGCAAAAACAAACUCUGUUCAAUAUCCAACAAAAUUAAUUCAGCUACAUGUUCAUGAUCUUAUCAGAGAUGUACAGAUUGAGUCCAGUAAUUCCUGGUUGCCGUCAAAAAACAUCUGCAUGUUUCAUCUUCAGUGUCAGGCAUCCGGCGAUCCGAAUCCCUCCUACAGCUGGAGCGGUGAUCUGGUCAAGACCGGACCGAACCUGAAUAUCAACCUCCGUCUAGCAGAGAGCGCUACACUCAACUGCACCGCCAACAACACCGUCAGCGUCAAGCAUACUACUAAGACUGUAGUGUGUAGAGGGAAAAAUGAGUAUUCAAGGUUCUGUGUAAAAAUGUAGAAUUCUUAAAUUCUCUAAGGAUUAUAUAAUGUUAUAUUUUAAAAUAAAGACCUUUAAGAAAAUUUUUUGCCUAGCGAUCA
This is a messenger RNA of Megalobrama amblycephala (Wuchang bream), 1036 nucleotides long. RefSeq names its product SLAM family member 5-like. Bases 300 to 956 code for a protein of 218 amino acids. The record is from RefSeq and is a predicted model, not a curated record. The transcript is spliced from 4 exons. NCBI's taxonomy places the organism in Eukaryota, Metazoa, Chordata, Actinopteri, Cypriniformes, Xenocyprididae.